Molecule: messenger RNA, 2322 nt
Organism: Camellia sinensis
Lineage: Eukaryota; Viridiplantae; Streptophyta; Magnoliopsida; Ericales; Theaceae
Source: RefSeq, a predicted model, not a curated record
CUGACCUGUCUGCUUAUCUGUGCAAGCAAAGCAAAACGAUCACCUGUGUGAGUCGAGUAUACAUAGAGAAUCUGUAUCUAUCGAUUGCAGAGCAAGGGUUUGUGUUUGUGUUUGUGUUUGUGUUUGUUUGAGCACGGAGGAGAGAGAAAGUGGGAGGUUUGCGAUGGAGAGUACUCUCAAGGACAACACCGUCGCCGGCGGCGUUGAGGACAUGUACGGUGAGGAUCGGGCCACCGAGGAGCAGCUCGUUACCCCCUGGACUAUCUCUGUUGCCAGUGGGUAUUCUUUAUUAAGGGACCCACACCACAACAAAGGGCUUGCAUUCACUGAGAAGGAGAGGGAUGCUCAUUACCUGCGUGGUCUGCUUCCACCAGUGAUGAUGAGUCAAAAGCUUCAGGAGAAGAAACUGAUGGAAAAUAUUCGCCAAUAUCAAGUUCCACUGCAGAAGUACAUGGCCAUGAUGGACCUUGAGGAGAGGAAUGAGAGGCUAUUUUACAAGCUUCUUAUUGAUAAUGUUGAGGAACUUCUUCCUGUUGUCUACACUCCAACUGUUGGCGAGGCUUGCCAGAAGUACGGGAGCAUUUUUAAGCGCCCUCAGGGUCUUUAUAUUAGCUUGAAAGAGAAAGGAAAGAUUCUUGAGGUGUUGAAAAACUGGCCUGAAAAGAGCAUUCAAGUUAUUGUCGUGACUGAUGGUGAGCGAAUUUUGGGACUUGGGGAUCUUGGCUGCCAGGGGAUGGGGAUACCUGUUGGAAAACUGGCUCUGUAUACAGCACUUGGCGGAGUUAGACCUUCUUCGUGUUUGCCCGUAACCAUUGAUGUGGGGACAAACAAUGAGCAGUUGUUGAAAGAUGAAUUCUACAUUGGGCUCAGACAAAGGAGGGCAACUGGGAAGGAAUAUUAUGACCUUCUUCAUGAAUUCAUGACUGCUGUCAAGCAGAACUAUGGUGAAAAAGUACUCAUACAGUUUGAAGAUUUUGCAAACCACAAUGCUUUUGAGCUGCUAGCGAAAUAUAGUACUACUCAUCUUGUCUUCAAUGAUGAUAUACAGGGGACAGCAGCUGUGGUUCUUGCAGGGCUUGUUGCGGCACUGAAGUUACUUGGUGGAUCCUUGGCCGAGCAGACAUUUUUAUUCCUUGGUGCUGGGGAAGCUGGAACUGGAAUAGCAGAACUUAUUGCUCUUGAGAUGUCAAAACAGAGCAAAGCUCCUUUGGAAGAGACCCGUAAGAAGAUCUUUCUUGUGGACUCAAAGGGAUUAAUUGUUAGUUCUCGCAAGGAUUCCCUUCAACACUUCAAGAAACCUUGGGCUCAUGAACAUGAACCCGUCAAGGAUCUUUUAAAUGCUGUCAAGGCUAUCAAGCCGACAGUUCUAAUUGGAUCAUCUGGAGUAGGACAGACAUUUACAAAAGAGGUGAUUGAGGCCAUGGCCUCAUUCAAUGAGAAACCUGUCAUUUUGGCUCUUUCCAAUCCAACCUCGCAAUCCGAAUGCACAGCUGAAGAAGCUUACACCUGGAGUCAGGGCCGGGCAAUUUUUGCCAGCGGAAGUCCAUUUGACCCAGUGGAAUACAAGGGCAAAGUUUAUUUACCUGGCCAGGCAAACAAUGCAUACAUUUUUCCUGGAUUGGGUUUGGGUUUGGUCAUAUCUGGUGCAAUUCGUGUACACAAUGCAAUGCUUCUGGCAGCCUCGGAGGCUUUGGCUGGGCAAGUAUCAAAAGAGCAUUUUGAUAAGGGUUUGAUCUAUCCACCAUUCUCAAAUAUCAGAAAAAUCUCGGCACAUAUUGCUGCUAAUGUAGCUGCUAAAGCAUAUGAACUCGGUGUGGCAACACACCUCCCUCAACCUGAGAAUCUGGUGAAGUAUGCUGAAAGCUGCAUGUACACCCCCAAUUACAGAACCUACCGAUAAAUUUGUCAGUAAAAUCUACAGCUUGUAGUCAUAUAUGUACUUCGUUUCAAGUUCUGUUUAUCUUCUUGUUUGGUGUGCCUUUCCUUUUUCCUCAACUUUCCUGGUAAGUCAUGGUGUUGUAAGCUGUAGCUACGAGCAACCAUGAUUUUAAGAGUAUGGGUUGAUUCAGUUUGAAACCAGUUGGUUUCAGUGAAAUAACAAGCUGUGGAAAGUAUGGAGACGACCCUGAGACUGCCAUGUGAAGUAGUGUCCUGCCCUGAGGAUUUGCAGUGCAGUGCUUCAUUUCUUCAUUCCUAGGAUGUGUUGGUAAUUUGUGUGUAAUUGUAAUGCUAAUACUGUGUGUAAUGAAUCAAAGCCUGUGGUCUUUGGCCAUUAGGCUGCAAUGGUAUCUUCACCAUGGAUAUAUUUUCUCAGUUAGCAAA